Molecule: messenger RNA, 1840 nt
Organism: Pongo pygmaeus (Bornean orangutan)
Lineage: Eukaryota; Metazoa; Chordata; Mammalia; Primates; Hominidae
Gene: PNMA1
Product: PNMA family member 1
Exons: 1
Coding region: 1-1062 (353 amino acids)
Source: RefSeq, a predicted model, not a curated record
AUGGCGAUGACACUGUUGGAAGACUGGUGCCGGGGGAUGGAUGUGAACUCCCAGAGAGCUCUGUUGGUCUGGGGCAUCCCAGUGAACUGUGAUGAGGCUGAAAUCGAAGAGACCCUCCAGGCUGCGAUGCCCCAGGUCUCCUACCGAAUGCUUGGGAGAAUGUUCUGGAGGGAAGAAAAUGCGAAAGCAGCCUUAUUAGAGCUCACUGGCGCUGUAGAUUACGCCGCGAUCCCCAGGGAGAUGCCGGGCAAAGGAGGGGUCUGGAAAGUGUUAUUUAAGCCCCCAACUUCUGAUGCUGAAUUUUUAGAAAGAUUGCACCUCUUCCUAGCUAGAGAGGGGUGGACCGUGCAAGAUGUUGCCCGUGUCCUUGGGUUUCAGAACCCUACUCCGACCCCGGGCCCAGAGAUGCCAGCAGAGAUGCUAAACUAUAUUUUGGAUAAUGUUAUUCAGCCUCUUGUUGAGUCCAUAUGGUACAAGAGGCUGACACUUUUCUCGGGGAGGGACAUCCCAGGGCCUGGAGAGGAAACCUUUGAUCCCUGGCUGGAGCACACUAAUGAGGUCCUAGAGGAGUGGCAGGUGUCCGAUGUAGAAAAGAGGCGGCGGUUGAUGGAGAGUCUUAGAGGCCCCGCCGCUGAUGUCAUUCGCAUCCUCAAGUCCAACAACCCCGCGAUAACCACUGCCGAAUGCCUGAAGGCGCUUGAGCAGGUGUUUGGGAGCGUUGAGAGCUCUAGGGAUGCCCAGAUCAAAUUUCUGAACACUUAUCAGAACCCGGGAGAAAAAUUGUCUGCUUAUGUCAUUCGUCUGGAGCCUCUGCUACAGAAGGUGGUAGAGAAGGGGGCCAUUGAUAAAGAUAAUGUGAACCAGGCCCGCCUAGAGCAGGUCAUUGCCGGGGCCAACCACAGCGGGGCCAUCCGAAGGCAGCUGUGGCUUACCGGGGCUGGGGAAGGGCCAGCCCCAAACCUCUUUCAGUUGCUGGUGCAGAUCCGUGAGGAGGAAGCCAAGGAAGAGGAGGAGGAGGCUGAGGCCACCCUUCUGCAGUUAGGCCUGGAAGGGCACUUCUGAGUGCCAGGAAAGGCAGCUUUAGUGCAGACCUAGAUCACAGCUACUUUUCUUGUCCCUGUGGGGUCUUACAGAUGUGUCUCUGAGUAGUAAAGGCUUAGCCCUGUUCCGUUGUGUUGUUUUUUGGAGGGGAAGGUUAGUCAGGCCUGAGUAUACAUGUAACAUUCUAAAAUUGUGCAAGCGAGCACCGUGAGCUACUACAAUGCAAGCGGGUCUUGCUGGCUAAAAUGCCAGGUACAGGGUUGGUUGGACACAGCGCUCAGUGCACGCUGUCAUCAUGGACAUCAUAGUCAGUUGUGAAAAACGCGAACCCAUGACACUUCCUAUUCCACACUGAAUGUGAAAUUGCAUGUUCAGAUGUUUACUCACAGGAAGUGUUCAGUAAAAGUAUGAACUGUUAGAUUACUGAUAACGCGGAUAGAUUUUUGUUUACCAUAAAUUGUUCCAGAUUUAUAUUAAUGGAAGGAAAUGUGCAUUUAUUAGCUAUUACUCAACUUUACAAUGCAAACAUCUUAUUUCUCAUCUUUAAACAUGUUGACCAGUUUAACUGAAAAGUAUGAGACUGCAAAAUGGGGUGUUAAAAAAUACUGCAGUUAUGGAGCUGUGUAAACCAGUUUCUCAUUGCAUUAAGAUACAGAUGUAAAUUGCAUGGAGAGGUUGAUAAGCACCUGUACAGUAAUUCACUCCCCCAUUUCAAAUCUUUGUCAGAGAAUAGUUCUUGUUCAUACUGAGUGUUCUAAAUUUGAAGUUAUAUAUACAAAUUAAAGUAUUUUAAAAAUUC